AUACUUGUGAAAGUUUCAUGCUUUAGUCAAAAUUUGCACAAUUGUUCGGCUAAUCCGCUCUACUAUGUUAUGUAUUCUUGACCCACAAGCCUCACAUGAUGAAUCUUGGUAGCACGUGUAUAUUAUGAAUUACACACAGAUUACAUGUGUUGAUAAUUUUUCAAUACUUUUAAAGCUCUCGGCUCCUAGAGGCUAGACCUUUAUUAAUGUGAGCAUGAACUUCUCCCUGGAACUUCUGCAGACGUGGACGUCCAGUUGACACCACUUCCCUCGUUUGUUUCAUAUUACUCCAGCCAGCACAAGUCUAAAAUAAUUGUAAAAUGAUAAAGACAAAAGUAUGAGAAUAUAGACGUAAAAAUUUUAAUUUGGAGGUUGGAGCACGGACGGUGUCGUCCGCGUCUAGCUACAUCAACAAAACGGCGCAUGGACGGACUUCCCCCAUGAGUUUCCCGUAUCCGCAAGACCAAUGUCCGCUCCGUCAUCGAUCAAUCCGGCUGCUUUCAGGAUGUUUAGCAGAUAUUAAAGGCAAGGGCAUUCAGUAAGCCAGCCUUCCUUUUAAAAUACAACAUGGGUGUACCGACUCUGAUCUAUAAAACUGGUGGUGCAGCUGUCAUUCCAGGCAUUUCAGAAGCAGCAAGCAAGCUGGAAAAACCAAAGGUGAACAGAUUGUUUCUGCCCUUCAAAGCUGUUUACUUUUGGCUGUGGUCAGGUAGUGCAUGUAUCAUGCCUUUCUUCCCAGUCUACAUGACAUAUGUUGGACUCAGCACCAUCCAGACAGGUCUCAUCCAAGGUUUGGUCCCAUUUGUAGGGAGUGUUGCAGGACCAUUCUGGGGAAGUCUUGCUGACAAAUCAGGCAAACACAAGACUAUCAUGCUCAGCAGUAUGAUAGUGUCAGCCAUCAUCUACGGAAGUCUGGUUUUUCUACCUCUGUUGAAUCAUGACAAGGCUGAAGUGGCCUGGACAAAUAUCACCAAUGCUACAGAUGGAAACUUUAUUCCAUUGGAGGUUGUAAACAGUGUGGAGUUCUUGCAAGACACGAGAGACUCUGAUAGUUUUGUUCACAAUAGCAGGGAUUGUCAUGAGGUUGACAAUAGUUUAAAGGUUAAUUUAGGACAUUGUUUUCAAAUGAUGUUUUUCAGUAAUAAUACAGGUACCGGUAUUCAAAAUAAUUGGACAGAUAAUAAUUUAGAUGUGAAAGGGUGCAACGUUUGUCUAUUGUGCAAUGAUAUCAAAGUGGAAUUUUUCAAAAAGAGUUAUACUUUAAGUGAUAAGUGUCAUCGAAUGUAUACCAUAGCUGUUUCAAAGUGCUCUUCAGUGUGUAGCACAUCUAGUAGUGAUCAUAGCUUACAUCUAUCAAGAACUAUUAAGCUAGGAAUCCUUUAUCAGGAUGAACCAGUUUCUUUUAAUUCACAACCAUUCAACAAGAGUACCACUGCCAUGUUUGCCACCAUGAUGGCAAUGGUCUUCACUGGUCGUUUCUUCAAGAGUCCCAUCGUACCGAUCCUAGAUUCUACCACGAUGAUGCUUGUUAAGGAGCUCAAGGAGGUUGGCAUUGAGGCGGACUAUGGGAGACAGAGGCUAUGGGGCGCUGUUGCCUGGGGCACUGUGUCCCCCCUAGCAGGAUUCCUCAUAGAUUUCUAUGCUGCCAAUGUUCCUUCAUUUAAUCAAUACCUUCCAGGAUUCUGCAUGUAUGUCCUUGUCUACUUCCUGGCCUUUGUCACUGCCACCUGCAUCAAGGUACCAAGGCAUAACCCUCCUGCACAAUCCGUCUCCAGGAAUAUAUGUGCAAUCCUCUGUAAAGCCAACAUCUUAGUCUUCUUAAUUGCCAUUGGAGUCACUGGAAUAUCUGUUGGGUUACUUACUACAUACCUCUUUCUUUUCAUUGCUGAGCUCUCAGGGUCACAUACAUUGAUGGGUCUCACUUUAACCCUGACCUGCGUGUCUGAAGUCCCAUUCAUGUACUUUGCCACCAAGCUCAUUGAAAAGCUUGGUCAUCGUGGCGUCAUAACACUCACGCUCUUCUGUUACGCUCUCCGCUUUGGUGGUUAUUCUCUCCUUCAAAAUCCGUGGCUGGUGCUUCCCAUAGAGCUGCUUCAUGGAGUAACUUUUGGUGCCCUGUGGCCUACAAUUACAUCCUUCUGCAUCCUGAUGGCUCCUGAGGGGAUGGCAACAACUAUGCAAACUUUGGCUACGUCUGCUAAAACUGGAUUUGGAAUGGGAAUAGGAACAAUAGGCGGGGGUGUCAUCUACCAUGUCUAUGGAGCUAGAAACUUGUUCAGAGGGGCAGCCAUCUUGUGCCUGGCAACCAUGAUCAUUUACUGGCCAAUCAGCUUCUGCCUUGACAGACGGGAGGCACGGGUAAAUCGUCAAAUACAGUAUGAAGAAAUCUCUUGAAUUAAUCGCCAUGGAAUCAAGUCACUCAUGUCUUAUAAUUGAACAAUCAUUGGCCUGGUUUUAAACAUGUAGAACCAGGCUAAUGAUCCAUUGACUUCAAUGGGGUAUUCAUUUGGUCAUAUCUCGGGUCCUCUUGAACCAAUCCCUGCUAAAUUUGGGGUGUGGAUGCUCCUCAUGAUCAUGCUCCUCUGAGAAAUGACAAAAAAAAAAAAAAAAAUGAUAAGAUUGCAAAACAUUUGCAUAUUUAUUUUGACGUCAUCUCUUAGUGCAAUGAAAAUUCCAUUAUUAUUAUUAUCAACUAAAAACUUUUAAAAGAAUUAUUUUGAAAUGAUUAGGUUUCUCUAAAAUUUAAAAUCGGAACAGCUAAAAAUCUUUCAGGAUAUUGCAAAUUACAGUAUGUGACAGAUGAAACAAAACCAAGAAUUACCAAUGUUUUCUCAUCGCUCAUCCACAAUAAGAUAAAGAUAAUAAAUAUUUAUGAGCGUGUUUUGGGGAUGAAGUGUAAGGUAUUAACAAUAUGGGCUAGGCAUGUCGUUGGGCGAGUGCUUUUGCAUAAUAUUAUGAAUACCCGAGAUACUUGCAUCAUCAUUAAUAUCACAAAUUUUGAAAAUGGUAAGCAGUGUAACUUUGUAGUGGAAAGAUUGGUUGACAUGAAUCCAACUAAAUUUUCUAGGAUUGCACUGACACCUAUCGAAGUCAAAUUUCCAAACUUUUUAAAAUGGUUUUAUACAUUUCUGCAGGGUAAAAGUCUUAAAAUAAGUUUUUUAUCUUAUCUAGCUUUUUAUAUAAAGAAUAGUUCCACAUUUAUAUAAAACACAGAAAUUCCACCAUAUUGGACAUUUUUUAAGGAUUAAAUAGAGUAUAUUUUAUUUAAGCUGGCAUCUGUAAUAUUUAUGCGUUAUAUCAUUAAUUCCAUUGCCCUUGUAAGGAAUUUUGGAGUUACAAACUUCUGGAUUACAAAUAGACUCAGUUUUCUCUUCUUUCUUAUUUCAAUUUUUACUGUAUUUCAAACAUUCAUACUGUAGAUUCAUAGAUUGAAUUCAUCAUUUUUUUAAAAGACUUCCUGGACAAUUAGAGCAGUAGACAGCAAUGAGAAAAUUUUGAUUCAAGUCUUGUUUACUAUCUCAAAUAUUGUUUUUUCAUGUCACAAUAAAUGUCAAACUAUUGUACAGUAUAUUUUAUGUUAAAGUACCAGUACUUAAUGGUAAAUUACCGUUAUGUUAAUUCAGAAUCAAAUACUGUAACAGGGUUUAGGUUCUUUUUCAUAAAACUAGUUUUGAAUAACAAGUGCACCAUUUCAGUAGCUUAUAACAGUAGAUUAUAACUUACCAUUAACAUGUUUUAAGAAACAGGUCCAAGGUAGUUUUAACAGUUUGCAAGAUAGUUGGCCUGGAAUAUGCAUGUACUAAUCAUAAAGAAAAACAUGAAUUGCAGAAGCCAAUAUCUCAUCACUAAUACUUUUUUAUGAUUUGUUUUUUUUAAUGACUGUAUUGAAUUAAUUUUAAUUGGUUUUGAAUAUGCAGCAGAAGUUAUUUGAAUGGUAGAUUUGCUACUGUAGAAUCUUAAAAAAAAUUACAAGGUCUACAAUAGACAAUUUUCGAUGAUAACGGAUGCAGUUUGAUAUUAAUGUAUUCUAUAUUUGCUCAGGGUAUCCACAACAGAGACUGGGAAACAACACAGUGUGCUUAUGUAAUACAGGCAAUCUACUUCAUUAAGAGUCUAUUUAUGAAUAGGGAUGUUGUCAUUUAUCUGUUGGUGAAGAUAUACAACUACCAAAGAUAAGUAAUAUGGAAAACUAAUUGGAUUUUUAGAUGAAAGUGUGUUUUAAUUACAAUAUAAAUAAAAAUUAUGUGGACUGUCAUUAUAUUUAUUCAAGGAAUCCAACCCAGUUAGAAAGUUGUUUAAAAAAAAAAGAAUAUCAGAGUAGUCUAUAAAGGCUGGUGAAAAGUUGGAACAAGAUCCAAAAACUAGAAAUUCAGGUGGGUCUUCAUAAAGCUGUUUGUAAGUUAGAGCGACUUUAAGAAUGACUAGUGAACCUUUCUUGAGCGGUAAAUAAUCACCAGUAUUUAAUGGUGAAUAUCAUUUAUGAAAAGAAAUGAUCACCAGUCAUUCUUGAAGUCACUUUAACUUACCAACAGCUUCAUAAAACACCCCCCAGGAAUAUUUAAGUUGUUCCAAUUUGUUAUCUGUAUACCUUUUUUAAUUGUCCAUAUACAAGUAGGUAAUAUCAUUGUGAUGUAAGUAGGGGACAACACCAUUUUCUUCAAUACACUAAAUGACUUAAUGUUCUCAUUUUCAAAAGUCAUUACAAGGUGGACACCACAUGGACUUUUGAAAUAGACCCUAAACAAGAAAUCAUCGUCUGAUCUCAAAAUACACUAACAAGUAUUUUUCACAUUAUCUCCACCCUGAAUAUAAAUGCCCGAGGUAUUCUAUUUUCAUGAUAUGGUGCAAUACACCUUUCACAUAUCCAGGGUGGAAAAGUAUUCCUUUUUCCCGAUCUUGGCAAUUUUGACUGUAUGCACUUAUAUAUUGCCCAGUCAAGAAAAACAACCCUUUUUACAUGAUUUUGUGGAUGAGCACGUCUUCCUUGUUAUGACAGUGCCCCCCCCCCCCUCCCUGCCCAUUUUCAGGCUUCUUUCACACUUUAUUACCAAGAUUUGAUUUCCCAUGCAAUGUUUACCGUAUUUGUAAUAUCUCAGGCAUCUCCUAUGGUAUUUCUUGUUUGUUAUUUAUUAGGUCAAAGUUUAUGAAGUGGAAGAAAGGGAAACCUUCAUUUUUUCAGGGCAUUAUUUUUUUAUACUGUGUUUCAAAAUCUUGAUAUUCAGUGUAUUUGGUUAUGUAAUUCAUGCUUUUCAUAAUGCAUGUGCACAAGUUGCACUCCUAUUAUGACAUCACUCGUACGCAUUAAUCCUUAGAGAUCGGUCGACAACAGUGUACUUAACACCAUUAAUUAAUCACACUAUUUCUCUUUCAGACCGAUUAUAAAUGUCAUUUAAACGUGACAGCUUUCCUAGAAUCUUUAUCUAUAGUUCUUCUGAUUAAUCCUUAUUCUACAAAUGGGAUUCUUGAUUUAAAUCUUUCUUUUUUUUUCAGUUUUCAUUUAUGGCCUGUGUUAUGUAUUCUUGACCCACAAGCCUCACUUGAUGAAUCUUGGUGGCACAUGUACACUGUAUUAUGAAACACACAAAUUACAUGUGUUAAUAAUUUUUCAAUACUUUAAAACUUGAGGCCUUAUAGUGAAUGCUAAUACAUUUAAUAUAUUUGAUUAAUAAAAUGAAUGUUGGUGAAAGAAAUUUAUUU
This is a messenger RNA of Lytechinus pictus (painted urchin), 5697 nucleotides long. Its product is annotated as major facilitator superfamily domain-containing protein 6-like. The coding region runs from base 568 to 2394 and encodes 608 amino acids. NCBI's taxonomy places the organism in Eukaryota, Metazoa, Echinodermata, Echinoidea, Temnopleuroida, Toxopneustidae. Gene Ontology annotation, cellular component: membrane. Gene Ontology annotation, molecular function: transmembrane transporter activity. The transcript has 4 exons. The record is from RefSeq and is a predicted model, not a curated record.